This is a messenger RNA of Rotaria socialis, 924 nucleotides long. The record is from the annotation of a GenBank genome assembly. Lineage: Eukaryota; Metazoa; Rotifera; Eurotatoria; Philodinida; Philodinidae.
AUGUUAACGAUGGCAUGUUUUAACAUGGAUGCUUAUCUACAAUGGAUAUACAUGAAUUAUAAUCCUUUUAUAAUUCUGAUCAUUUUUACUGUUGUAUUGUCAUUAUGGAGUAAUUUUUAUUAUAUACACAAAAUAGAAUCUCUUACACAAAAAUUGAAUAAAGAAUUUUUUAAAAACAAUGAAAUAAAACAAAAUAAAAAAACUUUAUCAAAUUUUAUCCCAUUCCAACCAUACCAAUCGUUUUAUAUUAAUCAAGCAACAUCACCAAUUACGCUCGACGAAUUAAUUAUUGAAGCUGAACGAACGUACAAAUUUACAAUAUAUCCCUAUGAUGAUAUGUUAUUAGACAUGCAUUAUCUUCAAAUGGAACUUGUACAACAAUCAUCGUCAAUUAUUAUAACGAUUGAAUUUUUUCCUGGGUACAAUGUUUUAUUUCCACAGAUUGAGAAAUUGUUUUCAAUCGUCUUUCAUUCAUCAAAAAUGAUACAAAUAUGGGGUGAAUUGAAUAGUUAUCGAGUUGAAUAUCUAUUCUAUUAUAAUCACAAUGAAGAUGACACUAUUAAAAGUCAUAUAGUUAAUAUUCAACCAGCCUUUAAAAGAUGGUACAAUAGUACUUGUGUUCAUAAUGCAAAUUGUGGUCAGUUACUUGAUUUCAAUAAUACAGAUGGUCCAUUAUGUUCAUGUUCACAUCGUCCAUAUAAAUGUCGAAAUGAUGAAUGGUCUAUAGAAGAUGCUAUUGCAUAUACAUUUUAUGAAAUUCUCGAUGAUACUAAGAUUCAUGAUCUUCACAGAUGUCUGCCCAUUACGAAACUUUCCAUUGCUAUUCAUGAAAAGUGGAAUCGUCAAAAAGUUCAACAGUACAUUAAAGAAAAUCAUACCAAUGAACAAGUAAUGAUCUCAUACGCUGAAUCAUCAUUAGAUUGA